Anas platyrhynchos (mallard) is the source of this 1349-nucleotide messenger RNA. Lineage: Eukaryota; Metazoa; Chordata; Aves; Anseriformes; Anatidae. The record is from RefSeq and is a predicted model, not a curated record.
CUUCUCCCCGCAGUGGCAUUUCAGCUGUGAGCUUGACAGCCUGCGUCCUUCCAGUUGCGCAGAGUGGAUGGCCAUCCCUGGCGGAGCCAGAGCUUCUCUCUCACCUCCAUUUCGCACUUAAACCGCGGGGGAAUUGGCCAUGGGACUGCGGCAGCCCUGCCUGGCUCGGGUGUGAGCAUCACCUACCUCACAGAGGUAAGGCAGCAGCAUAGUGAUGCGUGGGCAGCGUGGGGGAUUGAAGAUCACUUGGUAGCCAGAGCUUUAGAGGUAUAUUGGGCUUUUCUGUUUACAAUGAAAGUGGUACUCAGGAGACAGAGCAAAAAAAUGAGCCUCAUGGAUAUCACCAAGAUUUUCUCCAUGCUCCAGCCCAGAGAAGACGAAGAAGGUACCAGAGAAAGCGAGGAGCUGAACCAAGUGGUAUCCCAGGAUGAUUAUCAAACCCUGGAGAGGCUCCUGAGCCAAGACAGGUACAAGAGGGUCAUCAACAGCCGGAGCGGCUGGGGCGUGCCCAGCACCCCGCUGCGCCUGGCCGCCUCCAAGGGCCACCUGCGGAGCCUGGAGGUCCUCUUGGCCCACGGGGCGGAGGUGGACAGCCUGGACGUCAAGGCCCAGACCCCGCUCUUCACGGCGGUCAGCAACGGCCACCUGGAGUGCGUGAAGGCGCUGCUGGAGGCCGGGGCGAAUCCCUCCGGCAGCAUCUACAACAACAGCUCGCCGCUGCUCACCGCGGCCAGGGACGGGGACCUCGGCAUCCUGCAGCAGCUCCUGCACCAUGGCGCCGAGGCCAACGUCCACGGGAGGGUGCCCGAGUGGGCCGCCAACUCCGCCGCCUGCUCCGGCCCGCUGUACCUCGCGGCCGUCUACGGGCACCUGGAGUGCUUCAGGAUGCUGCUGCUCUACGGUGCCGAUCCCAACUACAACUGCACCGAGGAGAAGAUGAUCGCGCGCAUCAAGGAGCCCAAGACUCUGCUGGAAAUCUGCCUGAGGCACGGCUGCCGGCGGGAGUUCAUCAAGCUGCUCCUCGACUUCGGAGCCAACGUCUAUUUGCCAAAAGUUGCGGUGGAAAAGAUGCCACCCAGUAGCGAGGGCCUGGAGCUGCUGUUGCAGGCGAGAGCUCAUCCCAAAUCCUUGAUGUCUCAGUCCAGGCUGGCGGUGAGGCGCCUCCUGAAGCAGGCUGGCCACGCGCAGGCCCUCGGCGAGCUGGACAUCCCCCCGGUGCUGGUGAGCUACCUCCGACACCAGCUUUAGCAGGGACACAGCGCGGAAGAUGCCCGCCCCAGAAACGUGCCCAAUGCCUGAAUUAAAAGCUGCUCUGAUGCUGCCACUGCACAGCAUGAAACAGAUGUGAA